Molecule: messenger RNA, 10951 nt
Organism: Cherax quadricarinatus
Lineage: Eukaryota; Metazoa; Arthropoda; Malacostraca; Decapoda; Parastacidae
Product: protein mono-ADP-ribosyltransferase PARP12
Cellular component (GO): nucleus
Molecular function (GO): NAD+-protein mono-ADP-ribosyltransferase activity; NAD+ poly-ADP-ribosyltransferase activity
Source: RefSeq, a predicted model, not a curated record
AUAGUGGUGGUGAAGGUGGCAGCAGAGACGGUGACGGUGAUGUUAGUAGUGUUCUAUAUACCUCCAACAACAAUGGAGGAGUCAGUUUCAUGCUGUCCUUUUUCUAUCAAUUACUCGCUUAACUUACUUGCUACACUGUUAAUGCUACACUUUAUCGCUGGCUGGUGCUAUAGCCUUUAUCGACUCCUGCUGCUUUAGUAUCGUACAUAUUGCAGAAUCACUGAAAAAGGCACAUUCUACCCAGCCAGCCCUUUACCAAAGGGCUGGCUGGCACUAGAAGCUUUCUUUGGGCCCAUGGUGGAUUAUUUAGCAGUUACAAGCACUAAAAAGAAUGGAAUACAAAAUGUAUUGUAUGAAUGCGUGCGAUCGUCCUCACUAACUGGUAACCAAUGGCAAACUGGCUGUACAUGGAGUGUCAGAGCCGCUCAGGCCGUGUGGACACGUUCCGGACAAAUGACUUAUACUGAGUUCAGUGAUGUUCACCGAGCCAAUGUUAUGAAGAAGAAAGGUUACUUACUCCGAAUAUUACUUAUUCUGAUGACAACUUAAUCCGGGGGUCCACUGUAUACCAAAGUUAUAUUCUACAUUCUCAUUCAGGGUACUCUUCUUGGCUAACAUAUCAACUUUACCAUGAAGGAGUAAUCCAGUGUGUGAUGGGAUCCAUAGCAAUUGCACAUUGAUACCUUUGUCCCAGAUUUUUGAGUACAUAUCUAUACCUGGCUUCUCCAGUGAGCAUGUUGUUGGAGUCAUUAUAUGAGCCAAGAGCCUUCGUUGAUGACAUAGAAUCAGUAAUGAUGAAUCGAGCUCAGUGUCCUAAGUUAGCUUUAGCGUCAUUAGGAUUGCAAACAAUUCAGUUUGCAGUGUAGACAUCCAGUUGUUAAUUCUUAUGCCUAGUUCAACAAAUUUAUUAUCAUUCUUAACUAGGGAGGUGGCAACAAGAGCAGAUGCAGCCCUGCCAGAAGACUCCUGUUUAGAUCCAUCAGUGUAUCUAACUUGUGAAAAUUUAUUACUUCCAGCUAGGCUAGAAAUUUCUCCUUGAGCAGUUGCUUUAACAAGUGAUUUAAGGAAGGGAUUACUUGCAAUGAGCUUCUUGGGAGGGGCUUGCAGUGCAUAGAGCUACAUCAGACAGUAACCCAGGAAGAUGGGGUUGCUCCAGAGGCAGGAGCCGGGGAAUGUACCAAGGUUCCAGGAAUCCUCAGCAAAAAGGUUCGAACAUCCAAGAAUAUGGUAACAGCAGGCAGGGACAGAAUAAUGAUGAGCUGCACAGACGUCACUGGCAAGGUUCAAGAGAAGUUUCGCAACAUCAAAUGGAAUAUGAAGAUCCUCUAUCCUAUAACUCAUGCAAAACCAUCCAAGUCACUCCUCAGACCCUGGUGGAAUGUUUAGCUAAUUUCCGCACUUUCUCUGCCAGCUUAAUAAAACUUAUGGAAGAUAGGCACCUUCAGCCAUCUAGUGUGCGAGAAAUUGUUUCAGCAUGGCCAAAAAUAUUUAAUUUGAAUGGUGAGAUUGCAGAGCUGAAGCCUCAAGUUAAGAUCUGUACAGCACAUUGUGGAACACAGGGAUGCCAGAAGCAUUCAUCUUGUGAUGAUUUGCAUAUUUGCUCAAGCUAUGUUUUAAAUUGGUGUUAUGAAAAGAAUUGUGUACUAGGUCACAAAUGGAUGACAGAUCAUAACACUUCUGUUUUGCAAUCAUUCUUUCUAGAUCGCCUUCCUUUCCGAACUCUCCACCGUUUAAUUCAAUCAAUGACCAACACGGGUGACAUUGGUCAGUUAGAAAUUUGCCACAGAUAUAAUGAAGGAGGCUGUAAUCAGUCUAACUGUGGGGCUCUCCAUAUGUGUUUGAGCUUUGUGGUGGGACUCACAAGGUGUUCUUAUAGAGAUUGCCAACUGAACCAUAAUCUACUGAAUCAUGACUGCUACCAACUGCUGAAAACUUAUGGUCUUCCUACUAAUGAGUCUCCUCGGGACAUUUUGGUGGCUCUUAUUACUCAUAACCCUAACCUUAGUCAAAGUCAGAUGCCAGAGAAGUUUACAAAGAAAGUCCCUACAAAGACUAAAAAAUACACAGGAAAAAGUCAGAAGAAAUCCAGAAAAAAUGCAAUUGAUGCAUCUAAAAGAGAAGUUCACAGAAGAAAGAAAAGUUCUUGCAGUGAGAGUGAGUCUUCAUCCAAAACUGAAGAUGAAAGUGAUUCUGAUAAUGAUAGUAAGAGUAACACUAUAUUAUCUAAUGAUAAUGAUUUAGAAAAAUCUGGAAACAAAAGAAAGUCACAAAAAUCUAAUACAGACACUCCAAGCCAGAAAGUAUCUGAAUCAUCUAGACAAGCUAAUCCAGCUGAUCUUGCUGAAAUUCCUUUGAAGCAGGAAAACCCUAGGACAUUGUGGUCACAUUACCUUCAGGGUGACGUUUCAGUACCAGAAAUUUGUUACUACUCGGUAGAAGAGAUGUGCAAGUACGAGGAAAGUGGAUGCCAACGCCUUCACUCAACACAGCACUUCCACUGGCAGGUUAAUGACCAAGGAAAUCGGUGGCUGAACCUGCGUCAAGACCAGGUGACUUGCCUAGAACAGUCCUAUUGCAACCCUUCACAUGAUGGUAUUGACCUUGUUCGCCUUGAUCCAGCCACCCUUAACAUCUCCGUUAGAGGUCUACUAAUCUUGAUGGGCCGUGAUGUAUGGCAUGCAGACUUCAAAGCAAUGAAUUUGACCAAUUCUUCAAAAACCAGGACUUUACCCAUCCGUAGGCUGUGUACAGAAGCAGUCUCUGGGCAUGUAAUAAAACCUGCAAAUUUUAUCUGGUAUUUUUUAGAUGCAAAUAAUAAAUGGGUUAAGUAUGGCAAUGUUGACACCGAAGGAAAAAAGCAUUUAAUUAGUAGCUUAACAACAGAUGACAUUGAGAAGCAUUUUAAGCAGAAUACUACAGGCAAUCUUCCCUUCAGGAAUUCAAAGUUCAUCUACUGUCUUGAUUUUAACACCAUGACACAAACCAAUCUGAACACUAAUGUCAGACGAGCAGUAAGACGAAGACCUGAACCCCACCUUCCAGUUGAAAAGGCUGAAAAGGGUGAGGGCCGAAAGACUUUGGUUGAUCUGCCCUCAUACUGGGAAGUGAUGCAGCCAGAGGAACGUGUGCGUUUAGUUACCCUGGCUCCUUCGUCUUCUGAGUACCUUGCUGUGGUAGGUCUUCUGGCAAGGAAAGUGCAGAGCUCCAGUGUAAUGAAAGUGCAACGAAUUCAGAAUCCAUUCCUCUGGCAAGCAUUACAGAACAAAAUCAAAGAACUGAUAGCAGUUUAUGGGGUUGAAUCAAAAGUCAACAUCCGACAACUUUUUCAUGGUACUGGACAUAAAGUUGUGCCUAGCAUCUGUGCUGAGAAUUUUGACUGGCGACUUCAUGGGUCCAGCUCCGGUCAAUCAUUUGGGCAGGGUACUUACUUUUCUUCAGAUGCAGCUUACUCAUACCGCUACUGUCGUCCAGAUGAUUCAGGUAUGAAAUACAUGUUCAUUGCACGCACUGCAGUGGGAUCAAUUGUCUGUGGAAACUCGUCUAUGGUGCGACCACCUACCAACCCAGCCACUAAUCGUCCCUUUGAUUCCACAGUUAAUAAUGUUGUUAAUCCAACAAUUAUUGUAAAGUAUGACAAACAGGAGUACUAUCCUGAAUACAUUUUAACACUGACUUGAAAUUAGAAAAGCUAUGAUUCUCUUGUAAUUAUGGUUCUAGUGCUUUAUUUGAAUAUAAUACAGUACUAAUUAAUAAAUGUAGUCAUAGUGUGUGUUGCUCUUGUAUUUUAAUCACUUUACUGGGGUUCAGUAGAUUUGAUUAUAUGUGAAUUCAUCUUGAUGUGAUGACCCAUUUCUACCAGGAAUUCAUCAUAUCCAAUAUAAAUUUAAACUAUGCAAACAUUGUAGUUUACAACGUGCAGUGAAGAUUUCUAUGAUGUUACUGGUCUACAGUAAUAUCAUUUGGAAAUAAAAGUAGUCAUUCUUUACUAAUUUUGGGUCACUGAAUACUGAAAUGAUGCUUAAAGUUGCAAGUUGGCUCUAUGAAGAUAUGGACUCAGGCAAGUUGCUGUGAUCCUUGAUUUGGGAAGGAAGGAGUGUAAAGGAGAAAGGCUCUUGAUUCAAACCCACAUUGCAUAAUUGUUUAAAAAUAUGUAUACAUACAAUUUUGUAUACUUUUCAUCAGUAGAAAGAGAUGCUCCCUAUACAGGCAAAGACGAAGAAUCAUAGAGCUGCUGAGAGGGGCCAGUAUAUCUGAAAUACGAAGGAAGGCACUGGACAGAGAAAGGGCAAAUAUCAAACUUAAGCUUAAGGAAUCUUACAAGAGACAAGAAUCUCAGGAAGAACUCAAAGCCAUAAAUGAAACUGAAAGAAACCCAAUAUACUUCUUCUCUUAUACCAAAUCUAAGACAAAAACAACAUCCAGUAUUGGACCACUGCUUAGAUGAGAUAGGACCUACACAGAUGACAGCAAAGAAAUGAGUGAGAUACUUCAAGUCCCAGUACGGCUCAGUGAGCCAUUAACCGGACUCAAAAUUUGGCAAUUUCAAAAUGAUGUAAAGAGAGUAGUAAGGGAGUAAAUGUUAGUAUACGAGAAGUUUUUACAAAGUAGAAGUGAUGCAAGGAGGGAAGAGUAUAUGGAGAAAAAGAGAGAGGUUAAGAGAGUGGUGAAGCAAUGUAAAAAGAGAGCAAAUGAGAGAGUGGGUGAGAUGUUAUCAACAAAUUUUGUUGAAAAUAAGAAAAAGUUUUGGAGUGAGAUUAACAAGUUAAGGAAGCCUAGAGAACAAAUGGAUUUGUCAGUUAAAAACAGGAGAAGAGAGUUAUUAAAUGGAGAGUUAGUGGUAUUGGGAAGAUGGAGGGAAUAUUUUGAGGAAUUGUUUAAUGUUGAUGAAGGUAGGGAAGCUGUGAUUUUGUGUAUAGGGCAAGGAGUAAUAACAUCUUGUAGGAGUGAGGAAGAGCCAGUUGUGAGUGUGGGGGAAGUUCGUGAGGCAGUAGGUAAAAUGAAAGGGGGUAAAGCAGCUGGGAUUGAUGGGAUAAAGAUAGAAAUGUUAAAAGCAGGUUGGGAUAUAGUUUUGGAGUGGUUGGUGCUAUUAUUUAAUAAAUGUAUGGAAGAGGGUAAGGUACCUAGGGGUUGGGAGAGAGCAUGCAUAGUUCUUUGCAUAAAGGCAAAGGGGACAAAAGAGAGUGCAGAAAUUAUAGGGGGAUAAGUCUGUUGAGUAUACCUGGUAAAGUGUAUGGUAGAGUUAUUAUUGAGAGAUUUAAGAGUAAGACGGAGAAUAGGAUAGCAGAUGAACAAGGAGGCUUUAGGAAAGGUAGGGGGUGUGUUUACAGUGAAACAUAUAAGUGAACAGUAUUUAGAUAAGGCUAAAGAGGUUUUUGUGGCAUUUAUGGAUUUGGAAAAGGCGUAUGACAGGGUGGAUAGGGAGGCAAUGUGGCAGAUAUUGCAGGUGUAUGGUAUAGGAGGUAGGUUACUGAAAGCAGUGAAGAGUUUUUAUGAGGAUAGUGAGGCUCAAGUUAGAGUAUGUAGGAAAGAGGGAGAUUAUUUCCCAGUAAAAGUAGGCCUUAGACAAGGAUGCGUGAUGUCACCGUGGUUGUUUAAUAUAUUUAUAGAUGGGGUUGUAAGAGAAGUAAAUGCGAGGGUCUUGGCAAGAGGCGUGGAGUUAAAAGAUAAAGAAUCACACAUAAAGUGGGAGUUGUCACAGUUGCUCUUUGCUGAUGACACUGCGCUCUUGGGAGAUUCUGAAGAGAAGUUGCAGAGGUUGGUGGAUGAAUUUGGUAGGGUAUGUAAAAGAAGAAAAUUAAAAGUGAAUACAGGAAAGAGUAGGUUAUGAGGAUAAAAAUAUUAGGUGAUGAAAGAUUGGAUAUCAGAUUGGAGGGAGAGAGUAUGGAGGAGGUGAAUGUAUUCAGAUAUUUGGGAGUGGACGUGUCAGUGGAUGGGUCUAUGAAAGAUGAGGUGAAUCAUAGAAUUGAUGAGGGGAAAAGGGUGAGUGGUGUACUUAGGAGUCUGUGGAGACAAAGAACUUUGUCCUUGGAGGCAAAGAGGGGAAUGUAUGAGAGUAUAGUUUUACCAACGCUCUUAUAUGGGUGUGAAGCAUGAGUGAUGAAUGUUGCAGCGAGGAGAAGGCUGGAGGCAGUGGAGAUGUCAUGUCUGAGGGCAAUGUGUGGUGAGAAUAUAAUGCAGAGAAUUCGUAGUUUGGAAGUUAGGAGGAGGUGCGGGAUUGCCAAAACUGUUGUCUAGAGGGCUGAGGAAGGGUUGUUGAGGUGGUUCGGACAUGUAGAGAGAAUGGAGCGAAACAGAAUGACUUCAAGAGUGUAUCAGUCUGUAGCGGAUGGAAGGCGGGGUAGGGGUCGGCCUAGGAAAGGUUGGAGGGAGGGGGUAAAGGAGGUUUUGUGUGCAAGGGGCUUGGACUUCCAGCGGGCAUGCGUGAGCGUGUUUGAUAGGAGUGAAUGGAGACAAAUGGUUUUUAAUACUUGACAUGCUGUUGGAGUGUGAGCAAAGUAACAUUUAUGAAGGGAUUCAGGGAAACUGGCAGGCCGGACUUGAGUCCUGGAGAUGGGAAGUAAAGUGCCUGCACUCUGAAGGAGGGGUGUUAAUGUUGCAGUUUAAAAACUGUAGUGUAAAACACCCUUCUGGCAAGACAGUGAUGGAGUGAAUGAUGGUUAAAGUUUUUCUUUUUUGGGCCACCCUGCCUUGGUGGGAAUCGGCCAGUGUGUUAAUAAAUAAUAAAAAAAAUCUUUGAUAUUAUCCUAACACCACAAGGCUUCAAAAAGACAAUAAAUGACAUGCUCAUGCACUCUGUCUCAGGCCCGGACUCGUGGAACUCUGUGUUCAUCAAGAACUGCAAGAAGCCCCUGUCAUAUGCCUUCAGCAUUCUAUAGAGAGGGAGUAUGGAUGCAAGAGUCAUCCCUCAGUCACUAAAACAACAGACAGCCCCACUCCACAAAGGUGACAGUAAAACAAUUGCAAAGAACUGCAGACCGAUAGCACUAGCAUCCCGAAACUAGUGCUAAGGGUUCUAAGAAGCAAGAUUGCCAACCACUUAGAUAUCCAUCAGUUACACAACCCAGGGCAACAUGGGUUUAGAGCAGGUUGCUCCUGCCUGUCCCAGCUACUAGACCACUAUGACAAGGUCCUGGAUGCUUUAGAGGAUAAACAAAAUGCAGAUGUAGUAUACAGAGACUUUGCUAAAACCUUAGAUAAAUGCGACCAUAGUAUAAUAGCACAUAAAAUGUGUGACAAAGGAAUAACAGGAAAAGUUGGUAGAUGGAUCUAUAACAUCCUAACAAACAGAACACAAAAAGUAAUAGUAAACAGAGUAAAGUCUGAGGCGGCUGCAGUGAAAAGCCCUCUUCAAGGGAUGCUCCUUGAUGUGGCGAAGAGGCUCUUGGUCUAAGGAAUUAAACUCUUUGGUCUCCUUCUCAGACCAAACUUAAGUACCCCCUAAUCCUCCCUUUCCUAUCCCAUCCCCCUUCUUUCCCUCUUUCCUCCUUCCUCCCAACCCUCCCCUUUCCCCAUCUCGUUUGUAGUCUCUGGGGUCCUCCCCUCUGGCAUUACGGUUUCUAGGUAGGGGGAAGUGUGCUGGAGUUCAUCCCACUCCAUGGGGUACUUCGGGGGUGGCAUAGUUUGCCAUGGAAUUUGAAUUGUCUAGAGGUGCCCUGCUCCCUUCCCGAAUCUCCAAGAAGUGGGUGGGGUGUCCUGCAGAUGACAGGUGUAUCUCCAGAGCCUGCCUGUCAGUUCUGGGAGGUGACAGCCGAAGGAGGUAAGCUUUGUGGCGGGUUUCUGACCGCUCUUUCUUUUGUCCACCAAGGUGGCUCAGUAGAUGUGAGGUUGCUAUCCCAGAGCACUGGUUUACUGGCGUGAAGGGUUCCACACUGCAUCUACACUGCUUGUGGGCUCAAGGCCCUCUCAGAUGAGGGGAAGAACUUACAGCCCUUCCAUGUCUUCUAGUGACUGUCCCUCUUUUUUUUUUCUUUCUUUCUUUCAUUUUUUUCUUUAAAAUAACAAAAAAGAAGCACCACCAUCAUAGUCUUCAGUCUGUGAUAACCCUCUUCCUCCCAGGCUCCUUUCUGUUCUGACCUGGCUUCAUUAUUGGACCAUUCUCUAGACUCUUCUCAUACCCUUGUACCUUCUACUGGUGAUGCUUCAUCGCUUGCUCCAGGUGCUGAGGCACCACCCAUUUCUGUUAAUGCCUCUGCCUCUUGCAUUCCUUUAACAAUAUGUCUAGCUUCCCCGAAUACGGUGCAAUGUUUUUUGCAUCACCUACCUCCCUCAGGUCAGACUGCCAACGGUACUACUCCUAAAUGUUCCAGAGCAACUACUGACGAUAGUUCUUGGAUGUCUACCCAAAAACGACCUACACGACACCCAUUCCCUUUAUGCACCAUGUUUACAAGUACACAGUGGACUAAAUUCUUUUCUCAACAACUGACAUCUCCAACUAAUUAUCUUUCUCACUAUAGUAUUGGUAAGGCUCUUUUACGACACGUUGGCCAAAAUAUAUCUUUUCACGCUCUUUGAAGCAGUACGCUCAUCGUUACAGUUAAGAAUUCAGAACAAGAUCAUUUGUCCCAUAUUACUUAUAGAUAACAUUCUAAUUAAAGUUUAUAAGCAUGCUACUCUCAAUUCUUGCAGGGGUAUGGUGGUUUUACUACAUACCAUUGUACAAAGUGAUAUUCUGUCUUGCAGUGAUAUUUUAGAGCAGUUAGCCCUUCAGGACCUUCCUAUUCUCAAAGUGGAUACAUACAUCCUGCCUGCUCACGGGCGGAGGCGCUUUCCCAGUAACAUUGUCUGCUUAACCUUCGACUGCUAUGAACUCCCAUCCUCCGUUUAUAUUGCAGGCCAUCGCCUUGAAGUCUAUAAAGUCCCUACUCCCCAACAGUGUGGGAAAUGCUGGCGCUUUGGACACCCCGCUAAAUAUUGCAGAUUUGCGGCGGAGUGCCCGAUCUGCAGUGCCGCAGAUCAUGCCUAUACAUCUUGCAAUCUUCCUUCCUCUUGUCUCAAUUGCAAUGAAUCUCAUCCUUCUUUUUCAUGCCGUUGUCAAGUCUCUCUUAAUGAAUGAGAAAUCCGUAAUCUUAAAGAUAGUGACAACCUUACUUACGCUAUGGCUGUCUCUCAGCUUCGCCUUCGGGGAAAUCUUCCUCGUGUUCCUUAUUCUCGAGUAUAUUGACGGUCCUCCCACCUACCAGCUCCUCUGCUACCGUGUCUUUCGGGGUCACCCGUUUCUAAUUCUUUUGCGGUUUUACCCUUUGAAACUUCUCCCUCCGUACUUCCUACUUUUACUUCAUCUCGCUCGCUAGUUUCUCAGUCUGUGAGACCUCAAAAGCCUACACCUUCGUGCCUAUCACCUGUGAAGUUGAAUCUAUCUUUUACCUCGGUGCCUAGUUCUCACCCCCUUUCUAACUCACACACGAAGGUUGAGGGUCACCCCCCUUGUGUAGUCCCUUCUUCUGUUUCCCCUAGUCUUCUUCCCUAGCUACCUUCCAACCUCCUUCCUCUCCUGUUCCGCUGCAGGACUCUUCUGCCCCUACUAACGCAUCUCUCCAGGUUCAUACCCCCCACCCCUCUCAAACCUCUGAUUCCCUCCAUAGUCUCCCCAAUCUCUACCUCACCUGUCUCUGAAAUCGUGGUACAGUGGACCCUCAGGUAACGGCAUUAAUCCGUUCCAGAGAGCUUGCCUUUAACCGACUUUGCCGUUAGCCGAAUUAAUUUUCCCCAUAAGAAAUAAUGGAAAUCCAAUUAAUCCAUUCCAGACACCCAAAAGUAUUAAACAAAAUAAUUUUUUUACAUGAAAUAUGCAUUUCCCUACACAGAAAACAAUGAGACAUGCACAAUAAACAAUACUGAAAUGACACUUACUCUUAUUGUGGACUUAUUGACGAGUGAUGAGACGGGAGGGAGAGGAUGGAGGUGUACUAUUGUUUAGAAGGGGAAUCCCCUUCCAUUAAGACUUCAGGUAACAAGUCCUUUUCUGGGGUUACCUCCCUUCUUUGUGUUUUAAUGCCACUAGGACCAGCUUGAGAGUCACUGGACCCCUGUCGCAAGAAAUAUCUGUCCAGAGAGCUCUGUUUCUGCCUUACCUCUCCUUUCCUUGAAGCAAACCAGAUUUCCAUUCAUUCCCUAAGCAAUAUGUGAUUUUUACAGAUUUAACACUUCCCUAUACAAUAAUAAUAAUAAUAAUAAUAAUUUCCUCAAAAGUACAGAAAGAAUUCCAUGUUUGCCUAGAGUGCCUUUUGUACAUGUACAACCAUAUAUAUAUAGUACUUAUAAAGAUAAUGAUAACCAAGUCAUUUUAAAUAUGUAAUAUUUUUAUCAUGAAAAUGUUUUAUAAGUUUUGCAUGAUUGUUCAUUAAGGCUUUAUUUAUAUUAUAUGCAUUAUUUUUCACAAAUCUAUGUAAUUGUUGGUCUCUGCCAUUUCUGUUUGUCAUUUAUUAUGAGUUUUAAUAGUCAUUUGAUUUUUAAAUGAAUUACUGAAAUAUAUUUCUGAUGCAGAUGUAUUGUGUAAUUAGUAGGUAACUUUAUAAAUAAAAAUAUAAUAAAUGUUUUAAGGCUACUCAUAAUAAUUAAAGUAAUUUUUCACAAUAUUGUAUUGUGUUUCUUUUGGCAAGAUUCUUAUUAAAUUUGGUAUUGGAGUUGCCCAACAGGCACAUGCAUACCUUUAAUUUUACAAAUAAUUGUGAAUGUUACAAAAAAAUAAAAAUUUACUGUUAACCCUUUGAGGGUCGACAGGCCCUCUCCGAAACUCGUUCUCAGGGUCGGCCAAAUUUAAAAAAAAAAAAAAAUUAUUUUCUCUUAUGAAAAGAUAGAGAAUCUUUUCCCGAUCAUAAAGACACCAAAAGUUUGAAAUUUGAUAGAAAACUUACGGAAUUAUGCUCUCGCAAAGUUAGCGGUCUCGGCGAUGUUUACGCAUCGGCGAUUUUGCCCACUUUGAGCCCCAUUUUCGGCCAAUUUCACUGUA